Messenger RNA from Acipenser ruthenus (sterlet), 5348 nucleotides. RefSeq names its product fibroblast growth factor receptor-like 1. Bases 2835 to 4250 code for a protein of 471 amino acids. Lineage: Eukaryota; Metazoa; Chordata; Actinopteri; Acipenseriformes; Acipenseridae. Gene Ontology annotation, molecular function: fibroblast growth factor receptor activity; fibroblast growth factor binding. The transcript is spliced from 11 exons. Gene Ontology annotation, cellular component: plasma membrane. The record is from RefSeq and is a predicted model, not a curated record.
AUUUUUGAAAGUCAAUCCGCUUCGAUCUUUGUAAUCCUUGUUUUAAAUGCAUAUUGUUUAGCGCCUGUCUCUGAGAUACAAGGAGAGCUUGCAUCCUCUGCGAGGCUGCAGCUUACCCGAUGCGAGUUUGGGAAUGUUUUGCCGUAUUGUUUAGGAGGCACGUCGAUUACUAUGAGGAAGAUCCCUGACUGAUGAAUGUGAAGCUGCCCUGCGUGACCUGGUCCCUGGCCAUGCUGACAGUGAUGUCCCCUGGUAAUCCCUUCCGUUCUCCAGCAGUGGGGGUGUAACGGGAUGCAGGACCCCAUAGGAUCUACAGCACCACGGCUGUCAUGGUCCACAUUCACUGCUUGUGUGAGGCAUGGAUUCUGUUGGUGGAUCUCUGAAUCAUGAGACGGCAGCCUCCUCACAGCUGAAUGCCCAGAGUUGAUCAAGAGACACGGAGGCUGAAGAGCACCCCUCUCUACAUGUGUAGCUGCUGCUGUGAAACCAUUCCAUGUGUAGUGUUGGACUGUGGUGCAGAAUCCAAUAUGAAACCAUGCCAUGUACAGUGCUGUGGUGCAUAAUCCAAUAUGAAACCAUGCCAUGUACAGUGCUGUGGUGCAUAAUCCAAUAUGAAACCAUGCCAUGUACAGUGCUGUGGUGCAUAAUCCAAUAUGAAACCAUGCCAUGUACAGUGCUGUGAUGCAUAAUCCAAUAUGAAACCAUGCCAUGUACAGUGCUGUGGUGCAGAAUCCAAUAUGAAACCAUGCCAUGUACAGUGCUGUGGUGCAUAAUCCAAUAUGAAACCAUGCCAUGUACAGUGCUGUGGUGCAUAAUCCAAUAUGAAACCAUGCCAUGUACAGUGCUGUGAUGCAUAAUCCAAUAUGAAACCAUGCCAUGUACAGUGCUGUGGUGCAGAAUCCAAUAUGAAACCAUGCCAUGUACAGUGCUGUGGUGCAGAAUCCAAUAUGAAACCAUGCCAUGUACAGUGCUGUGGUGCAGAAUCCAAUAUGAAACCAUGCCAUGUACAGUGCUGUGAUGCAUGAUCCAAUAUGAAACCAUGCCAUGUACAGUGCUGUGGUGCAUGAUCCAAUAUGAAACCAUGCCAUGUACAGUGCUGUGGUGCAUAAUCCAAUAUGAAACCAUGCCAUGUACAGUGCUGUGGUGCAGAAUCCAAUAUGAAACCAUGCCAUGUACAGUGCUGUGGUGCAGGAUCCAAUAUGAAACCAUGCCAUGUACAGUGCUGUGAUGCAGGAUCCAAUAUGAAACCAUGCCAUGUACAGUGCUGUGAUGCAUGAUCCAAUAUGAAACCAUGCCAUGUACAGUGCUGUGAUGCAUGAUCCAAUAUGAAACCAUGCCAUGUACAGUGCUGUGGUGCAUGAUCCAUUAUGAAACCAUGCCAUGUACAGUGCUGUGGUGCAGGAUCCAAUAUGAAACCAUGCCAUGUACAGUGCUGUGGUGCAGGAUCCAAGAGCAAAACAAACUGAUAUGAAUGUUUUAAACAUUAAAGUUGCAGGUUACAGUAUUGAGAGUCCUGUCUUGAAUGAUAAUGGUGUCCUUGUUUGUAAUGUAUUAGUAAUAUGAUUGUCAGCAUUGGAUCUGUGGUCCCUGAGCAGGCAUGCUGUUUGCUGCUGUGUCUAGCCUCAAUAUAAACAGUGUACUUUGUGAUGUGGUGGUGUGAUUUGAUCUGAAAGGUUUCUGCAGUCACCUCCUUGUCCAUGCAUUUCAUCCAUUGCUCAGUGUGUUACAUUGACCCCAGUUUGUGUUGCUUUGAAAUCUGCCACUUGAUCAAUUAAACAAAACUUCAAUUCACAAAACAACUCUAAUGAGUGGGGAGCACUGCUGACUCCCGUGCAAUGGACCCAGCACGGGAAGAGACGCUUUCUUGCAUACAGUAUUUAUUUCAAUAGGGAAUCUGGGUGCAGAACCGUUUCAUUAGUCUUAACCCUAACCUCCUCCCAUAUGUGGAUAUGCGUCUACAUUUGACUUCUCAGGAACACAUAAUAGCAUGGUUCACAUAGCCCUUCCAGUCUGGUCUGCUUGACUGUUCACAAGUCUUAGGCAGGCGUUUAUGAAGAGACCUUAUUGAGGUUAAGUGCAUCGUGUCGUGCUGUAUUUGCUUGUACCACACGCUUGUGAGUUGAGGGUGAGCACAGAGAAGCAUGCACGCACCCAGCCUGCAGCGUCUGCUGUUCUCUGCGUCUAUAAUGAAGGUCUUCAAUAACACAGCUCGCCAUGGAACGAGGAUGGAAGAACAAGCGGCUGGGAUUGAGCGAAAGGGAUGUGCUUCAGUUUUGUUUUUGAAUGAGGGGGCGCUCACGCUGCAUGGCACUGCGGAGGCCAAUCGGCUUGAAGACCGUUCCUCUAGCCGGGCUGUGAUUGGCUGGAAGCUGUCUACAGCUGCAAAACUUUGAGGCAAAGUUUUCAGCUUGUAAAGGAUGCGAGUGUGUAUUGUGAGGUCAGAGGAGAAUCGCGAGGGACCGGUUCGCAAUCAUCAUCAUUAACCCAAUCAACAAUGGGCUUGCAAAGCUGACCAGGUCGACUACCUACCCUGUGGACAACAGACCGAGAGCCCACUGACACGCACCCUGCCACAGGAGCCGAACAGACGCGUGGACCUUAUUUUAACUUGAGCAGCGCUUUCUGAAACCGCUAAACAGAAAAUCUGCUUAGGUAUAGCAGACAGCACACGUGUGUUAAACUCUCUAUACAAUAUCAGUAUAUUAUGAAGGGCUGUUUGAUUGCUUAGGAAUACUUUGAUUCAGAAUAAAGGCGGCGCGUUGUGGCUGUGGAUGUUGUGAACAGCGGGUGCGGAAUAAACAGUUUAAGAAUUCGGGUUUGUGAAUUAUUUUAACAUGGAGAUCAUCGUGCACGUCUGUGUGACUGCGUCCAUUCUUCUGCUGACGAGCGAGGCCAGGGGACCCCCACAGGUGACUCGCCGGGUGGAGGAGAGGCAGGCGGUCAGGCUGGGCAGGACGAUCCGGCUGUCCUGCCCGGUGGAGGGAGACCCCCCUCCCCUGACCAUGUGGGUGAAGGACGGCCGUACGGUGCACAGCGGCUGGAGCCGCCACCGCGUCCUGCAGCAGGGACUCAAGAUCAAGGAGGCGGAGACGGGCGACGCUGGGGUCUACGUGUGCAGAGCUACCAACGGCUUCGGCAGCAUCACACUCAACUACACCCUGACCGUCAUCUACGACUCUGCAGCAGGGAGCAGCAGUGAACCAGUCCCUGAGGACCCGCACCCUGAGCCGGCCAGCGAGGACCCCACCGGCAUGCCCUUCGUGAAGCCGCGGUUCACUCAGCCCACCAAGAUGAGGCAGCGGGUCCUGGCGCGGCCGCUGGGCAGCUCGGUGCGACUCAAGUGCCUGGCCAGCGGCAGCCCGCGGCCCGACAUCGCCUGGGUCAAGGACGAGCGGCUCCUCCCCCCCCCGCGGGACAACCAGCGGCCGCAGUGGACACUGACCCUCAAGAACCUGAGGCCAGAGGACAGCGGCCGCUACACCUGCCACGUGUCCAACCGCGCCGGCCAGAUCAACGCCACGUACAAAGUGGACGUCGUGGAGCAGACCAAGUCCAAGCCGAUCCUGACUGGCACUCACCCGGUCAACACCACGGUAGAAUUUGGCGGCACCACCUCGUUCCAGUGCAAGGUGCACAGCGACGUCAAGCCUGUGAUCCAGUGGCUGAAGCGCGUGGACCCGGGGGCCGAGGGGCGCUACAACUCCACGCUGGAGGUGGGGGGCCAGCGCUUCGUGGUGCUGCCCACGGGGGACGUGUGGUCCCGCCCCGAUGGCUCCUACCUCAACAAGCUGAUGAUCGUCCGGGCCAAGGAGGAGGACGCCGGCAUGUACAUCUGCCUGGGAGCCAACACCAUGGGCUACAGCUUCAGGAGCGCCUACCUCACAGUGCUGCCAGACCCCCGUCGGGUGGAGAAGCCGGUGACGCCCCCCCACCUGAGCCCCGGCCUGCCCUGGCCCGUCAUCAUCGGGGUCCCAGCCACAGCGCUCCUCAUUGUGGGCACCAUCGUCCUGUGGCUGUGCCACGCCCGCCGCCGGCACAGCGCUCUGCCCCCCCGGCCCCACCGGGACCCCCCCGCAGCCACGGACAGCCCGGCCGCCACGCCCGACUACCCCACCCAGAGACUGCUCAGCACCGCCCCGGGACUCCCGAGCAAGACCUACUCCAAGGUUUACACGGACGUGCACACUCACACGCACUGCCACGCGGACGGGAAGGUGCACCAGCACCAGCAUUUCCACUACCAGUGUUAACCUGGGCUGCUCCGCACAGACCCUCCCCGCUCCCCAGGGCAGCUCCACGGCUUCAGAGUCAGGGGACUGUGUCUGGGAUCUCCGCAGAGCUCAGGGUCACAUUUGUUGUUCAUUUCUACUGGUGUGAGAAGAACUCUAAAGACUAAAAAAGCAUCAGGUUGAUUCAAGACUGGAGCGGGUUUACCUUGAAUCGAAAAAUAAACAAACCAAGACAGACAGACAGACAGACAGACAGACAGAUAGGCGUUUAUUUUGUUUAGAAGCCUGUCAAUAUUUUUAAAAUUAUGACAUCUUUUUUUUUUUUAAACUGUUAAUUAAUAAAUUAAUAUAAGAAACCCAUAUAUAUAGGUAUAUCAGCUCCUGUUUAAACCUGGAAAUGAAACGGUGAUGAGUGAGCCGAAGACAGCCUGUUUUUAACCCAGCGUUCCUUUCCCCUCAGUGACACCGCAGUGCUGUGUCUGGUGCAGUUUGUCUUCAUGAUGGGAAUGAGCUUCACAGGGUUCAGGGAGAGAGGCGCUUGUCUGUGCUCUGCAUAUACUCCCUGUUCUGUUGAUAAGCUAAGGGAUUUGAAAUUCAAGGAAAUGGACUGACCCUAUAUGGAUCUCGAUCAGACCUGUGAAAAUGGGACAAAAGCCAUAAGUUUGUUACUAACUAAAUACCCCGGUAUCUCUGAACAGAUAAUCAUCUCCUUUUUAAAAAUAUGUGAAUAUCUGAUGAGCAAGACAUCUCACAAGUAGAACGUUCCCCCGAAAUGGUCUCCUCGUUCUAGGAAAGCAGUAGAACUGGGGACGGGGAGUUUGCUGGCAGAUAACUUCACUCAGACUGCUUGCUCUCUAAAUAUCUUGGUGUCCCUGAUUAGAUAUAUAUGUUAUUUAAAAUAUUAAAGAAAGCCAUAUUGUAUUUUUAUACGCAUUGUUUUGUACCUGUUUGCUGAUGAUUUAAUACUGCUGGGAACAAACAGAUCAGCACUGGAGUCUGUUUUAAUAGUGAUUCAUUUCCUCUGUAUAAUGUACAGAACAAUCCCAUUGAAGAAUUGCUGCAUGCAAUGCUUAGAAUUCAGGAGGUACGUUUAGAAAAAAAUAAAAAAUACAUCUCAAA